AUGCAUAAUUUUCUUUGUAUUCGACCUUAUAAACAAGAAGAUACACCGUACUGCAAAGAACUAGCUGAAAAAUCUGUUAUGUCUUCAUUGAAUUCGAUAUACUCUAAUCUUAUGAUGACAAGUUUACGUUAUCAAAUUCUAUUUACGUUCUUUGUUAGCAAGUUAUACUGGCCGAAUAUUUCUUUUCCUUAUUGCUUAAUAUAUCCACUUAUUAUUGCAUUUGCGAUAUAUAUUACACUACAUGUACUAGCCUGGGAACUAGUUCAAGAUUUCCAAAAAGAUCUAUUUGAUGUUACACGGAACUACAACGAAAAUGGUGAUAAAUGUUUUUGGGUAGCUGUAGCAUAUAACUAUCGUCCGUUGAAUUGCUUUCGACCAUAUUUACAUUAUACAUGGUUAACCGAAACAGAAUUAGAAAAAUAUAACAUUAAUUUAUCCGAUCAUGAUAAAAAAAUAGUAGGUUUUAUUGGAGUGAAUAAAAAUGUUAGAUCUAAUAAUUCUGCUUCAGUAAAUGGAUUUCUUGUUCAUAAUGAUUAUGCUCGGAAAGGAAUAGGAACUCAACUCAUUAAAACUGCUCUUCAAUUUUGCGAUAAAAAAAAAUAUACACGCUUAAAUUUGCAAUUAUUUGAUUUGUUGACAGACGCUGAAAUUUUGUGUAAAAAAUUAGGCUUCGAAUACUAUGACACACAGUCAAUAUCUUUUUUUCCAAUAUUCAGAAAAAUAAAAAUAUAUGAAUACUCAUGUCUAACGGAUUUUGCUAAAUCUACACUCCAUAUUAAUUAUAGUGGAAUCCAUUAAUAUUGUUCAUUUAUUAGCUUAAGAAAAUCACGUUAGAAGAUUCGAAAAUUUGUCCGACGUUUA
Messenger RNA from Polistes dominula (European paper wasp), 861 nucleotides. RefSeq lists its product as uncharacterized. The record is from RefSeq and is a predicted model, not a curated record. Gene Ontology annotation, molecular function: N-acetyltransferase activity. NCBI's taxonomy places the organism in Eukaryota, Metazoa, Arthropoda, Insecta, Hymenoptera, Vespidae.